Messenger RNA from Exophiala spinifera, 1026 nucleotides. RefSeq lists its product as uncharacterized. The coding region runs from base 1 to 1026 and encodes 341 amino acids. Gene Ontology annotation, molecular function: oxidoreductase activity, acting on the CH-OH group of donors, NAD or NADP as acceptor. Lineage: Eukaryota; Fungi; Ascomycota; Eurotiomycetes; Chaetothyriales; Herpotrichiellaceae. The record is from RefSeq and is a predicted model, not a curated record. The transcript is spliced from 5 exons.
AUGGCAGCCAGACGUGUACUUCUUACUGGUGGAAGCGGCUUCGUUGCCUCGCAAAUUCUAAAGAUUCUCAUAGCCCAAGGUUACUCUGUGCGGACGACAGUCCGAUCACAGGUCCGAGCAAACCAGGUCAGAGACGAAUAUCGUGAUGUUUCCAACGACCGGCUUGAUUUUGCCAUAGUCGAAGACUUAGAUGUCGAAGGGGCUUUCGACGAUGCCGUUAUAUCUGAUCCCCCAUUCGAGGCUGUGAUUCACACUGCUAGUCCCUUCCGCUUCAACGUCACAGACAUCCAAAAGGAACUUAUCGACCCCGCAGUCAUGGGCACCAUCAGUAUUCUGAAGGCGGUCAAGAAAAAUGCCCCGACAGCAAAGCAAGUAGUCAUGACCUCGUCGUUUGUUGCCAUGGUUGAUCCAGCAAAGGGUCACUGGCCGGGGCAUAAAUACUCAGAGGAGGAUUGGAAUCCAACCACUCUUGAUGAGGCGCUGCAAAACCCCAUUAGUGGUUAUCGAGGAAGCAAGACUUUCGCCGAGAAAGCUGCUUGGGAUUUCGUUCGUUACGAGCAGCCUAACUUCACACUCACCACUAUCAACCCACCGCUGGUGUUUGGACCGCUUGCCCCCAACGUCACGUCGUUGAAUGGAUUGAAUACAUCCAACGAGUUCUUUCGAGACCUUAUCUUGGGUAAAUUCCAGGAUCAUCUUCCCCCAACCAUCGCCCACAUUUGGGUUGACGUCCGCGAUCUAGCCCAGGCGCACGUUCGAGCGCUAGAGGUCUCAGAAGCAGCAAAUAGCCGGUUCUUUGUGGCGGCCGGAAUGUUCAGUAACCGCGAGAUUGUGAGGAUUAUACGCUCUCGUAUGAGUGAGUAUAGCUCCCGGUUACCACCAGAAAGUAUAGAGGGUGGAGAUUAUCCACAAGGUGGCAUUUAUGGUAUAGACAAUUCACGCACCCAGAAGAUCCUUCGCGUGGGAUUUCGAUCUCUAGAGGAAAGUGUUAUCGACACAGUCAAAUCCAUCGAGGGCCUUUUAUAG